Messenger RNA from Oppia nitens, 988 nucleotides. RefSeq names its product troponin I-like (gene wupA). Gene Ontology annotation, biological process: muscle contraction. The coding region runs from base 257 to 919 and encodes 220 amino acids. Gene Ontology annotation, cellular component: troponin complex. The transcript has 9 exons. NCBI's taxonomy places the organism in Eukaryota, Metazoa, Arthropoda, Arachnida, Sarcoptiformes, Oppiidae. The record is from RefSeq and is a predicted model, not a curated record.
ACAACAUCACUGGCACUGAUGAGAGACUAUAGUAGAGCACCAAAUGAAACGCUCUCUUACUUGAUGUGCAAACAACACAUCACUUCUCUCUCUUGUAUUCAAUAUAUGAAUCUCUUUGAAAGCCUGUUAUUAGUGACACAAGAAUUAGUGAUUCAGUAGAAGUGAGACAACAGUCACACAACUUUGUUGACACUAUUUCUUCAUUUCUAUAAUUGUUUUGAUCACUAAUUAAAUCGAUUAUCUGUUUACUACCACAAUGUCUGACAGAAACAAGCAAAAACAGAAUUUGAGCGCAGAAGAGAAGCGUAAAGCCGAGGAUAAGGAGAGAAAGAAGGCAGAGGUGAGGGCUCGGCUCGAGGAGGCGGCCAGAGCUAAGAAAGGCAAAAAAGGAUUCAUGACUCCCGAACGCAAAAAGAAACUCAGACAAUUGCUAAGAAAAAAAGCCGCCGAAGAGCUAAAACGUGAACAGGAAAGGAAAGCUGAAGAAAGAAGAAAAAUAAUAUCCCAGCGAACGGGUGAACGCAAGACUACCGACGGCGCCAAUGAAUCGCAAUUGCGUGAUAUAUGUAAAGAGUAUCACAAAAGGAUUAACAAACUCGAAGAACUUAAGUAUGACUUGGAAUACGAAGUCCGACAAAAAGAUUUUGUGGUCAAUGAAUUGUCGAUUGAAGUAAACGAUAUGAGAGGAAAAUUUGUAAAACCAUCGCUAAAGAAGGUUUCAAAAUACGAUCAAAAAUUAGAAAAGAUGGCAAAAGUUGCCGCAAAAGCUGAGACCGACUUCCGAAACAAUCUUAAGAGAGUUCAGUCACAGAAGUUUACGAUCGGUGACGACGAAAAACAAGUAAGACCUGAAUGGGCUUUGGGUGCAAAACAAGGCAAACCCGACACUGAAACUGAAGAAAUUGAAAUUGAAGAUUAGAUAAAGUGGUUAUCAAUUGAUAAUACAGUACUUGUGGUCAUUCAUUCAGUUUUGAUGAUCGCUUCAGAG